AUGACAACUUUAAUAUCAUCAGCUCAGUCUAUUUCCGAAGCAAGUACGCCCCAAUUUGCUGGCUCAUCAGGCUCUGGUGGUACGGUCAAUAUUUCUGGAACUUUAGGGUCAAAUGCAUUGAAAAAGCGACGUAGAGGACUGGAUGAGCAUGCAGGUAAGACAACAUUUAAUAAACGAGGAAAAUUGGGGAGCUCUAGUUCGUACUCUUCGUCUAGUUCAGCAUCAGCAGUGGAUAAUCCUUCUUCGGUUUCGGAUCCUGCUAAUAUCCAUGUUGGUACUCAGGUGGCAUUUAGGUUGAGAAAGCAUAAAGGUGGAGAAGAAGAGUGGAUUCAGUGUGAGGUGACCAAAGUUAUAACUGAAGGAAUACGGUUUGAAGUUCAAGAUCCAGAACCUGAUGAAAAUAAUAAUCCAGGACAAUCAUACAAGGCUGGCAUUCGCGAUAUAAUUGUUGUGCCUAUUGACCAGGACAAUACAUCUCUACCACCAUUCCCACCACAUACUAUAGUGCUGGCAAGGUAUCCUGAAACAACUACUUUCUAUCGGGCCGAAGUCAUUGACAGCAGCAAAAAGGAGGGAAAAUGUCGGCUAAAGUUUGAAGGUGAAGAAGAAGAAGGUAAAGAGACCGAGGUAGAACGACGUCUAGUACUUCCGAUUCGUUGA
Molecule: messenger RNA, 660 nt
Organism: Sugiyamaella lignohabitans
Lineage: Eukaryota; Fungi; Ascomycota; Dipodascomycetes; Dipodascales; Trichomonascaceae
Gene: SGF29
Product: Sgf29p
Exons: 1
Coding region: 1-660 (219 amino acids)
Cellular component (GO): SAGA complex
Source: RefSeq, a predicted model, not a curated record